Molecule: messenger RNA, 2161 nt
Organism: Neomonachus schauinslandi (Hawaiian monk seal)
Lineage: Eukaryota; Metazoa; Chordata; Mammalia; Carnivora; Phocidae
Gene: ZNF175
Product: zinc finger protein 175
Exons: 4
Coding region: 65-2161 (698 amino acids)
Biological process (GO): negative regulation of transcription by RNA polymerase II
Molecular function (GO): DNA-binding transcription repressor activity, RNA polymerase II-specific
Source: RefSeq, a predicted model, not a curated record
UGGAGGUCCUGGGAAAAGUGGAGUUGGCAGCAAGAGAAACUGAGAAGUGAAGCCCAGGAGAGACAUGCCUGCUGACGAGAAUUUGCCCCAAAUGUGCCAGGUCCUGGGUCCACAGGAGCAGGAUGGACCAUGUGAGGGAUCGGUGUCAUUUGAGGAUGUGACCAUGGACUUCAGCAGGGAGGAGUGGCAGCAACUGGACCCUGCCCAGAGAUGCUUGUACUGGGAUGUGAUGCUGGAGAUCUACAGCCACCUCCUCUCCGUGGGGUAUCACAUUCCCAACCCAGAGAUUAUUUCCAGGAUGGAAAAAGGAGAGAAGUCAUGGGUAAGAGGGGCUCAGCUCCCACAUCAGAGGCAUCGAGAAGGGGUGUUUGGACUUAAAACCUCCCAACAGAAAAUAUUUGAAAAAGCUUCAUUUCACGAUGAUAAGGAAAGUGAAGUCACAAGAAAUGGUUCGUGGUGUUCCAUUUCAGAAGACCUGUGGGAACAUGCCAGUCAUACAGUGAGGAGUCAGUGGAAGCAAAAUGAACCUGCACAGCGUGGGGCCUUCCUCAACAGGAAAACACUGGAUACAAAGAGAGACCGUGAACGGAAGGACUCUGGAAAAAUCAUUCAUGUGAGGCCCCACCUUGUUUCUUCACAAAAAAGACCUCGUAAACGUUGCUCAUUUGCAAAAAGUUUGAAGCCUAACCUAGAAGUAAAUCAUCAAAAUCAAAGUGACAGCACAGAACGCCUUGAUGAGCUUGUUGGCUCUGGCCAGCUGUUCACCCAUAGCUCUUCCCAUGCUGGCUGCAAGGGUAUUCAUCCAGGAGAGAACUUCUGUGAUGGGGAUCAAUGUACGAAAGUCCUCAGCCGUAAACAGUCACGCACACAGCAUCACAUUCGUAAUCAGGAGAAACCCGAUAAAUGUGCCGAAUGUGGGGGGGGCUUCCCCCAGAAGCCACCCCUCGAGCAGCAGAGAUUCCAUAGCGUAGAAAACCUCCAGGAAUGCAGCAGGUGCGCAAAGGGCUUCACCCCUCAACCAAAGCUCGGUGUGUAUCUGACAGAUCACACAGGUAAUAUUCCUUACAUCUGUAAGGAAUGUGGGAAGGUCUUCAUUCAGAGAUCAGAACUGAUCACACACCAGAAAACGCACACGAGAAAGAAGUCCCAUAAAUGCCACGAAUGUGGGAAAGCCUUUUUCCAGAUGUUAUCUCUCUUCAGACAUCAGAGGACUCACACUAGUGGGAAACUCUACGAAUGCAGCAAAUGUGGGAAAGGCUUCUCCCAGAAUUCAACCCUCGCCAUCCAUCAGAAGAUUCAUACGGGUGAGCGCCAGUACGCAUGCGGUGAAUGUGGGAAGGCCUUCACCCAGAAGUCAACGCUCAGCUUGCACCAGAGAAUCCACUCGGGGGAGAAGUCCUAUGUGUGCAUUGAGUGCGGGCAGGCCUUUGUCCAGAAGGCGCAUCUGACUGUUCAUCACAGAGGCCACACCGGAGAGAAACCUUACCCAUGCCACAGCUGUGGGAAAGCCUUCAUUUCCAAGUCACAGCUUGAUAUACAUCACCGGAUUCAUACUGGGGAGAAGCCUUACGAAUGCAGUGACUGUGGAAAAGCCUUUACCCAGAAGUCACACCUCAACAUCCACCAGAAGAUUCACACCGGAGAAAGACAACACGUAUGCAGCGACUGUGGGAAAGCCUUCAACCAGAAGUCCAUACUCAGCAUGCAUCAGAGAACUCACACCGGGGAGAAGCCUUACAAAUGCAGCGACUGUGGGAAAGCCUUCACUUCCAAGUCACAGUUCAAAGAGCAUCAGCGGAUUCACACUGGAGAGAAACCCUAUGUAUGCACCGAAUGUGGGAAGGCCUUCAACGGCAGGUCAAAUUUCCACAAACAUCAGAUGACGCACACCAGAGAGAAAACCUUUGCCUGUUACAAAUGUGGGAAUGCCUUUCUCCAGAGAUCAGAAUUGAUGGCACAUCAGAGAACGCAUGUUGGAGAGAAGGCUUAUGAAUGCUGUGACUGUGGGAAAUCCUUCAGCAGGAAACCACAGCUCCAAGUGCAUCAGCGGAUUCACACGGGAGAGAUGCCCUACGUAUGUUCUCAGUGUGGGAAGGCCUUCAACAACAGAUCCACUUUUAAUAAACACCAAACUACUCAUACUAGAGACAGGUCUUAUUAA